Molecule: messenger RNA, 6747 nt
Organism: Acaromyces ingoldii
Lineage: Eukaryota; Fungi; Basidiomycota; Exobasidiomycetes; Exobasidiales; Cryptobasidiaceae
Product: Not1-domain-containing protein
Exons: 3
Coding region: 194-6553 (2119 amino acids)
Biological process (GO): nuclear-transcribed mRNA catabolic process, deadenylation-dependent decay
Cellular component (GO): CCR4-NOT core complex; P-body
Molecular function (GO): molecular adaptor activity
Source: RefSeq, a predicted model, not a curated record
AAAAGUAGCAUCCAUUGACGCUUCGCCAAGAGAUACUUGGCAAUUGUGAAUUCAACAACGCCUUUGCCAGCUUACUGGAAUUUGCUGAAUCACUUUCGGGAAGUCGGGCUCCCACUGCAAAGCUCCGACGUACAGACCCGCCGACCUGGCUCGCGCGAGGGAAAAGGCCGACCUCGCCGCUCAGGCGGUGAGGAUGAUCCACGGCCAUGCUCCCGGUGCCGGCAACGGUCCUGAUGGAGGACCUUCAAGCUCGGCCGUCCUGGACUCAGCCCUAGACGCCCUGCGAGGCUUGGGAGGAAGCAGUCCCGGCAAUGAUCCGUCCAUCUCGCAAAUAUCCUCCUUUCUCGUUACGCUUCUUUCUGAUGCGCCCGCAGAGACACCUCUUCUCGAGAGGUUGCACCGCCGGGCGCUGGUGAAGGCUGUCAUCGAUGGAGUGGGACCCGAUGCCUUCACGCAGAUCCUGCAUCAUGCGCUUCCCAAUUUGAGACUGCACCCUUCGAGGACGACUGCGGAUCUUUUGAUGGACAUCGGUCCCAACGGCGUCGUCAACACCGAAGUGGUGCGGGCCAUUCUGGCUCGAUUUGGCUUCACAGAAUCAUCGGCUCCCUCGGAAGAUGCGAUAGCCGAGAUUCUUGCCGGGCUCCUCUCCACACCGGGUGAUCAGCUCGGUGGCCUGCCGCCGACGGACAUGACGAUGCUGGUCCAGGGCAUCACCACAUUUUCGCGCUUCGUCAGCUGGGCCCGUAUCAUUCACAGCCUUGACGAGCCAGAGGGUCUCGUCAUCGCCCACGAUGUCAGAUGGGACUCUUUCGCCCGUGCAAUCCUCGCUGCGCCCCAGGACGGCCACUUUACGGCCAUUUCCGGUCUAUGGGGCGCUUGGGCCCACCGAAUUCGACAGCUCCAGAUCCUCAACGGCCUCCUCUCGGUCGAGCCAGAGCUCUUCACCUUUGUCAUGUUGCCCGGUCGCCGUGUCGUCACAGUCGACGAGGUAGCCUCGGCCAACAACACGGUCAAGAGCCAGGCAGCAAAUGUCCAAGACAGCACUUGGAACGCGCUCGACCUCAUUGAGACAAUGGUUCAGGUGGCCGAUUGGGAUGAGGGAGACGUCAGGCAGGCUGUCGCUGCGCUUCUCGAAAAAGCCGUCAAGGCCAACGCCGACUUAGUCCUCAUGGGUCUCAUCCAGGUCCCGCGGCCCUGGAACGCAAUCCACAACGAGCUGGUGACGAAGCUGCUGGCCAUGUUCCUUGGCGGCCACUCAAGUCACCAGCUCGUUUUCUACCGCAUUUGGCAGCUCAACCGCAACUUUCUUCUCAACGCGCUUCGCAACUACUAUCAGGAGAAUCCGAGGAACGUCGCCCGCGUCCUGGAUGUGGCACAGGAGCUCAAGGUGCUCGAUACGGUUCUCGACCUUGGGCCCUUCUUCUUUUCUCUUGAGGUGGCAGCUCUGGCCGCUAGGCGCGAUUUCCUCAACCUGGAGAAAUGGCUGCAGGACAACAUCCAAAGGAACGGAAACGAGUUUAUCAGGGCCGCUCUGGAGUUUCUGGAUUCAAAGAUCAAGGACGAUCUCUCGAAGCCAGAUCCCAACGCCGAGUCGACAUCGAUGCCGCUCACGGUGCAGAGCGUUGCCCUGUUUUUGCGGGUGCUGCGUUCCAAUGGCGACAGUAUGACGCCCGAGGAGAUUGACUUCUUCAAGGUGGUUCGCAACCUCUGUCUCCAGCUUCAUCCUCGUCUGAUGAAUCUUGCGCCUGGCACCGAAGGACAGGAGCCUGGCCUGCAAGUCGUCACGUUCCCACAAGACGUCCAUAAAGAGACAGAUGGAUACUACCGGCAAAUGUACGAGGGUCAAAUCAGCAUCGAGGAUCUCAUCAGCCUGCUUCAGCGGUCCAAGGUGUCGGAGGACCCCCGGGACCGACAGAUCUUUGCAUGCAUGGUUCACACACUCUUUGACGAAUACCGGUGUUUUGAGAUGUACUACCCACCGAAGGAGCUCGGCAUGACGGCCGUUGUCUUCGGCUCACUCAUUCAGCACCAGCUCAUUGAUUUUAUUCCUCUGGGAAUCGCCAUUCGCUAUGUUCUGGACGCCCUACGAAGCCCUCCCGACUCCAACAUGUUCCAAUUUGGCCUGCAAGCACUUCUUCGCUUCGAAGAGCGCCUGCCGGAAUGGCCUCAGCUGGGUCAGGCCCUUAUGUCGCUACCGAUUGCCCAACAAGGACACCCUGAGAUCGCAAGGGUCGUAAGGGAUGCCAUGCAGGGUAAUGGAGCGACCAACGGAAAUGGCCAACAGCAAGUCAACGGCAUCGUGGCUACUCGCGGAGAGGAACCUAAAGUCCCCUUCACGGCCAUCAACGUCGAUCCCUUGCAUCACGAAAUGGAGCCAUCAGACCCCGACGAAGACACUUCAGACAAGCUCCUCUUCAUUGUCAACAAUCUCUCACCGAGCAACAUCGAUGCCAAGCUGGGCGAUGCGCGCAAACUUCUGAAGCCGGAGCUUUACCACUGGUUCUCCUCGUAUCUUGUCUUGCAGCGUAUCAGCAUCGAGCCCAACAACCAUGGUCUCUAUGCCCAGUUCCUCGACGGCAUCAACGCCUCCUCGCUCUUUCGUCACGUCCUCCACGAAACAUACGCGAAGGUCAAGAUGCUCCUCAACUCGGAUAAGACGGUGCAGUCUACAACAGAGCGUACUCUGCUCAAGAAUCUAGGAUCUUGGCUUGGAGGAUUGACGGUGGCUCGCAACAAGCCCAUCCGUCAUCGCAACAUCGCCUUCAAGGACCUCCUGAUCCAGGGUUACGACAGCAAUCGCCUGAUCGUUGCGAUUCCCUUUGUAUGCAAAGUCUUGGAGCAGUGCUCGCGCUCCACCAUCUUCUCGCCGCCCAACCCUUGGCUGCUGGCCGUCCUUCGGCUCCUCGUCGAGCUUUAUCAAUUUGCUGAGCUCAAGCUAAACCUCAAGUUUGAGAUCGAGGUACUUUGCAAGAGCCUCAAUAUUGAUCUCAAGGAUAUCCAGUCAACGACGAUUCUUCGGACGCGGCCCCAAGAGCUAGCGGCUGCCCAGAUGCAGCAGGUACAGCAACAACAGCAGCAGCAACAGCAACAACAGCUUCAGGCUCAACAAAGACAGCUUCAGCAGCAGCAGCAGCAACAGCAGCAGGUGCAAGCGCAACAGCAAGCUGCCGCCAUUCUUCAAGGUCGCGGCGGCAUGCAGCAGCAAGGCGGAGGUGGUGCCUUGGCUCAGGACCUCGAGCGACUCUCAAUGGGUGGAAGCGGAUACCCUGGCGCUCAAGGGGCUGCAGCAUCGAGGCCUCAAGGUGCUCUGUUGGCCGGGUCCGGCAGUGCAGGAGGCUUGGGCGCCGCCACCAAUGCUGCUGGCGGCGGUAAUGCAUCGGCGGUCGCCUCGAUGGCUGUCGCGGAGACCAUGAACUCGAUGCUGCAAAGCUUGCCCCACUACCUCGUCUUCAGUCCUCAGGCCGCGAUCUUUGCCAGCAACAACGCUCUCAAGCGUCUUGUCUGUGGCGCAAUCGAGCGCGCUAUCCGCGAGAUCAUUGCGCCUGUUGUCGAGCGAUCCGUUACGAUCGCAUCGGUGUCGGCACGAGAGCUCAUCACCAAGGACUUUUCGAUGGAGAGCGACGAGAACAAGAUGCGCAAAGCAGCCCACCAGAUGGCUCAGAGCUUAGCAGGCAGCUUGGCUCUCGUGACGUGCAAGGAACCUCUUCGGUUGAGCAUGUUCAAUAACGCCAAGCAGCUUUUGCUCUCUAACGGCUUCACCGAACAGACCUUACCCGAGCAAGCCUUGCUUCUCGUCAUUGGAGACAACCUCGAACUGGCCUGCUCUGUCGUCGAGCGAGUCGCUAUGGCAAAGGCCAUUCCGGAAAUUGACGAAGGCCUGGCCAAUGCCUACGCUUCUCGUCGCGAGCAUCGACAGCGCGGAAGAGGCUAUUACUGGGAUGCAGCCGCUCUCACCACCUCUCAGUACGCCGCAACACUGCCCGACCUUCUUCGGCUCAAGCCUGACGGACUUCAGCCCCAGCAAAUGCGUGUCUACGAGGAGUUCGACAAGAUUCCUCGGGCUUCGCCUACGACUGAGCCGGCACCUGCACUGGUUGGCCCCAAUGCCGCUGGCUCGCCCUCAUUGGCCCAUAUGCCUGACGCUGCGGUUUCUUAUGGAGUAGGUGCGCCUUCUGCCAUGGCUGUUGCCGGUGCUGGUGGCGAGCAGGCGCACCUUGAAGGCCAGAUGUUGAGCCGUCAGCAGAGCCUGGACAAGUUUACCGAGUGCAUCAGCGAGCUGGAACGGCUGCUGCAGCAGGAGCACCAGGAGCAGCAUGACCAAACAUUGGCUACGUUACCUCCCAACCACGAGAUUCGCCUGGUCGCUCGUCAGGUUCCCAUCUUGGCGGCGCAAUCGGUGUCGCGUGAUGAGACCGCCCUGGCUUUCUCGCAAAAGGUGGUCCAGCUCCUUUACAAGACCGACUCAGACCUGGGGAGGGAGAUCUACGUGAUCCUCCUCGAAAGGCUCUGUGAGGUGUCGGUCAAAGUUGCAAAGGAGGUGACGGCUUGGCUUGUGUAUGCGGAGGACGAACGCAAGUUCAAUGUCGCCGUCACUGUCGGCCUCGUUCGCGCGGGCCUCAUCAACAUCGUUGAGCAAGAUGUGCAGCUGGCCAAGAUCGUCGUAAAAGAGUUCAAGCCUACCGUCGUUGAUUUCGCAUCCCAGUUUGCCUUGGCUUGCCUUGGCGAGCCGGCAUGCGCGACAAAGAGCCAGCUCAGCAACACCAUCGACGCGCUCACGCGGGCUGCUCAGCGUGGGAAGGCGACUGAUUCGGCGUCGCAGUUCCUCUCGGAGCUCGAAGGCGGUCAGCUCAAGAGCAAAACGGACAUUGGCAACUCUGCCUUGCGUGAGCAGCUCGCCUACUGCUUUGCAGAAUGGGUCCGCCUCUUCCAGCACUCUCCCAAUGCCGAGAAGUCCUUCAUCGAUUUCGUCACGCAGCUGCAAGAUCAGGGUAUCCUCAAAGGAGAGGAAAUUUCGUCAAUGUUCUUCCGCGUUUGCACCGAGGUGGGCGUCGACAGCUACAUCAAGCAAAAGGCAGCCGGAGGAUCGGUCGCCACGGGCAUCUAUGUGCCAAUCGACGCCUUCUCCAAGCUCGUCGUCUUGAUGAUCAAGUACCACGCCGAUCCGACGGGAACCAAUAACGAGCAGGCCAAGGUGCACUAUUUGACGAAGGUUCUUUCGAUUGUCGUCUUGGUCCUGGCGCAGUCGCACGAAGAGCUUGGUCCCCACUUCCAGCAGAAGCCCUUCUUCCGCUUCUUUUCGAGCCUGCUCCAUGAUCUGCACCAGGCUGAGCCGAGCUUGCAAACGACGUACCUGCAGUCGCUCUUGGCCGUCGGCAACACCCUCAAUACGCUCCAGCCCUCGUUCUUCCCCGGCUUCACCUUCUCGUGGAUGACGCUCAUCUCGCAUCGCCUCUUCAUGCCCAAAUUGCUUGCGAGCGGCCUGGUUGACGGGCUCUGGGAAGAGGGACGCUCUGAAGGAUGGGCGGCAUACCACCGCCUCUUUGGUUCGCUUCUGCGCUUCCUCAUGCCUUUCCUACGAACAGCCGAGCUCCGCGAGACGUCACGGAACCUGUACAUGGGCACAUUGAGGAUUCUCCUCGUGCUGCUACACGACUUCCCCGAGUUCCUCAGCUCCUUCCACGCCAGCCUGUGCGACCUGAUACCGACAUCGUGCAUCCAACUCAGGAACCUCAUUCUGAGCUCCUACCCGCGAGAGCAGUUCGGUGUGGCGGGUCUUCCCGAUGCCUUUACGCCUCGUCUCAAGAUUGAGGAGCUGCCUCAUGGGGACGAGUCGCCCAUCAUCCUCUCCGACUUCACCGGUGUCAUUGCGCAGCAGCCUGACGACUUCAAGGCUGCCUUGGAUGCCUACCUUGCCGAGGGCGGCCCAACGUCGUUCCUGUCUACGCUUCAGGAUGCCGUCGUAACGCAGGGCGAGUACAACACUCCCUUGCUCAACGCCAUCGUCCUGUACUCGGGCGUCAAGUCAAUGGAGCAGCAGGGACGCACUUCGGACGCGGGCUUCCAGGUCAUCGAGGGACUUCUGACGAGCCUUGACCCCGAGGGGCGGUACUUGACCGUGGGCGCUGUCUGCAACCAGCUCCGUGUUCCCAGCAAGCACACGGCCUACUACUCGUCGUUGAUCCUCAACCUGUUUGAGCGGCAUGAAGAGGUCCGUGAGGCCAUCUUGCGGGUUCUGGUGGAACGUGUCAUUGUCAACCGCCCCCACCCUUGGGGCUUGCUCGUGACGAUGUUUGCGUUGCUGCGAAACGAGGAAGGUCGCUACCCUCUGCCACCCAACUGCCCGCUGGACAUUGUCGAGCUUCUGCAGCACAUGCGCGAGGGCCUACCCGGCGGCAACCGCAGCGCUUCGGCGUCUGCCGAGGGAACUUACCAGCAGCAAUGGCUUCAACAACAAGAACAGGCUCAACCACCUCAUCAUCAGUUCGACCAGCAUCCUCAUCAUCAUCAACAACAACAACAACAACAAUCGCAACAACAACAGCUUUCUGCAUAGAUGUUUUCUUCUCUUGCUCUCCCUCUACUGUCUCUUUCCUUUUGUUGUCACGUCCCACGCUUUUCCCUUCUUACGUUGUUGAUGUCUCUUAAUCUCUCUGGUCUAUUCCUCAAAUGUCGAUCUUGUGUUGUCUUUUCUGCUUUUUUGUGCACGCCGCGAUCAGCGUCAGGGUGCAGUCACGCCACGCGGGCAAG